AUGGUAGUCGUCAGGCGUUUGGGAGCUCUUUCUUUCCUCUUUAGUGUCGUUACCAGCGGUGCGGCUUCGUCCCCUGACAAUGGCCACGACGUUACUCGAGCAGUCCUGGAAGAUGAAGCUUACGAAAACUCUUUCUACGAACGCUCUUUUGGAGGGCUCGAUGAGCGGGAUCUUGAGGACCUAGCGGAGCUUGACGAUGAAGUUCUUUAUGCACGACAGAGGCCGUACAGUCCCCAGAGGAAUUCUGGGCGCCCUCGUGCUAAACCUCCGCUAGACGAUCCUUUUCCUGGGCCUAAGCCUAGGCCUGGGCGUCUACCUCUGCCGGGCAGUUCCCAGAGGAAGUCCAGGCGCCCUCGUGCUAUACGCCCAGCAGACCCUGUGCCACCAAGGCCAGGGAAGUCUAAGGCUGAUCCGCCUCCUGGACUUAGGCCGAUUGGCUCCAAGAAUCCUCUACUUAAUCCGGUUGGUUCCAAGAAUCCUCUACUUAAGUCGGUUGGUUCCAAGAAGAAGCCCAAGCGCUCGCGUGCUAGACCUUCGUUGCCCAAGAUAAAGCCUGAGUCGCCAACUCAAUGGAUUAAGCAGGGCAAGCCCAAGCGCAAGAAUCAAUAA
Messenger RNA from Clonostachys byssicola, 609 nucleotides. The record is from the annotation of a GenBank genome assembly. NCBI's taxonomy places the organism in Eukaryota, Fungi, Ascomycota, Sordariomycetes, Hypocreales, Bionectriaceae.